Drosophila mauritiana is the source of this 1259-nucleotide messenger RNA. It is a transcript of the gene GV1, whose product is annotated as transcription elongation regulator 1. Lineage: Eukaryota; Metazoa; Arthropoda; Insecta; Diptera; Drosophilidae. The coding region runs from base 236 to 1123 and encodes 295 amino acids. The record is from RefSeq and is a predicted model, not a curated record. The transcript is spliced from 5 exons.
ACAAAUCGGGAGACGGAGACUUUGUGCUGAUGCUACCACAUUCGCUGCUUUCAGUGUGGCCCGUGUCUUCAAUGAGUUUUGUCAUGCUUUAGCGCAGAAACAGCGGUUCGAUAUCGAGAUACCCACAGCAGAUAAACAGUAUAAUAUACUAUAUCCUUGAGAUACCAGAUAGCAGCGGCAAACUAAGCGACUUAGAAGUUUCGGGUUUCAUUUGACCAAACACAAUCGACACAAAAUGCUGACUCCUUGCCUGCUGCUAGUCGCCACAGUCGCCAGUUUCAGCCUCCACGCGCAGGCCAUCCGGGUGGACUGGGGCACCAACACAGGACCCAUAGCACCACCUCCGCCGCGCACCACUCCGCAGCCGCCAAGGAAGCCAUACCGGGAUCCAGCGCCCGUCUGGGAGGACCAGAGCGAUGACGUACCCAACCCCAAUCCCUAUGUCUACGUGUUGCCACCGCCUUCGAGACCAAGGACCUGGGCGAUUCCCGCAGGACCCUAUGCUCCGCCCAACUACAACAACCUGCCGCCCAAGGGCAACAACUACGGCCAGCUGGCCAGCAAUUCCUACAGCGGAGGUGUGACCUCCGUGCCGGGACUGGCCGCACAGUAUGUGCCCGGAGUGGGCAUCAAGUAUACGGCGAUUGUGCCCGACAAGCUGCAGGGCAAAUACAACGCGAAGACCAAGAAGUACAAGGCCUACGAGAAGGCCAAGUACGCGUACCCCUGGAACUAUUUGCAGCAGUUGCCGGUGGAGGAGAAGGCCUUGGAAUGGCAGGCGGAGCUCGAGAAGCGGCUCGACGAGGAGCAGGCUCAGUCGCGGUCUCAGGCUCUCAGCUCCUCCACGACAAGCACCACUUCCAGCACCUCAACAGCCACCAGCACCACCACCACACCAGCACCACUUCCAUCCGCAGACAGCACCACAACUGCCGCAUCGACGACAACAUCUACGAGCACGCAGCAGCCCACAACAUUUGCCAAUUACAAGCUGGCACACGAGAAGAGCGCCCAUCUGAAGAAGCACAGCAAACAGAAGAAGCUCCUCCAGCUGCACAUGGAGCAGGAGAAGAAGGCGCUGAAGAAGCUCCAGCAGGGGCAAAACUCGUUGCAGACCAGUUGAGCGGGCGCGAUCGACGGCUAGCAGCUGAAAAACAAGCAAACAUUUAAGCGAACAUUACCUUUAAGACUUGCCCACAAUGUUGUAAAUAACUAUUAAUAAAAUUAAACAUCCCAUAAUAAAACGUAAUCGAAAUUAA